CCCGCCUCUGCCGCCAUCCCCACCCCCCAACCCCCCGCAGCAGCAGCACCACCACCACCAGCAGCAGCAGCAGCAGCAGCAGCAGCAGCAGCAGCAGCAGCAGCGGGAGGGGCCCGGGUGUGUGGUGCAGGACCUGUCGGAGCUGGACCGGCUGCUGAAGGAACUGGGGAUGACCUUCUACCUGGAGCAGUCGCGAGACAUGACAAUGCUGAUGCCAGUUAAUGCUGCUUUUGCUGCUGCUGCUGCAGCAGGAGUGGACUUGCACAGACUGUCUUGGCAGGCCAAGUGGCGGAUUCUGCAGUUCCACAUAAUUCCCAACCAAGUCGUGGACUUGGCCGACGCGCUGCGGGCCCAGCAGCAGCAGCAGUUCGACACUUGGGAGGGGUCCCCGCUGCUGAUCGGCAGGCGCAGCAGCAGCAGCAGCAGCAGCAGCAGCAGCAGCAGCAGCAGCAGCGGCGAAGGGGAGGCCGAGGGGGAGGCGCCCGAGUACGUCGUCAACGGGGAAGCAAAGGUCAUUUCAAAACCACCCAAAAUCGAAACUUUCAACGGCGCUUCUUACAAAAUCAACAAAGUGCUGCUGCCUCCCACAAUGACUGCGGAGGACUUAAAGCCUGCGAAGCAGGAGCAGCGCAUUCACCCCGAAGUCACCGAACGGCUGCGGCGGAGGGGCCCCCCGGAGGGGCCCCCCAGCCCCGAGGAGGAGCAGCAGUUUGCUUCAGUGGACGGCACUGUUGAGAUGCACAGACCCGCCACAGACCCCAGGCUCCCCGGGAGCUUCCGCCCGGACCCGCUGCUGCAGCGCAGCCAAGUGACCCCGCAGUUCGUGCGGGGCAUUAACAGCCAACACGCCCGCUGGGACGACUCGGUGUACCACCGCACGCCCAAGACCCGCACUGCUGAGGAGCGGAGGCCGCAAGGUGACUGCAGCAGCAGCAGCAGCAGCAGCAGCAGCAGCAGCAGCAGCAGCAGCAGCAGCGGUAGCGGCAGCGCAGCGGCAGCGGGGGCGGAGGCAGGAACUGAGCUGCGGCGGCAGCAGCAGAAGCAGGACUGA
Eimeria necatrix is the source of this 1051-nucleotide messenger RNA. Its product is annotated as fasciclin domain-containing protein, putative. Lineage: Eukaryota; Apicomplexa; Conoidasida; Eucoccidiorida; Eimeriidae. The record is from RefSeq and is a predicted model, not a curated record. The annotation marks the transcript as partial. The transcript is spliced from 3 exons.